Molecule: messenger RNA, 1062 nt
Organism: Sporothrix schenckii 1099-18
Lineage: Eukaryota; Fungi; Ascomycota; Sordariomycetes; Ophiostomatales; Ophiostomataceae
Exons: 1
Coding region: 1-1062 (353 amino acids)
Source: RefSeq, a predicted model, not a curated record
AUGCACUCCCAGACGUUGUUUGUGGCUGCCCUCGUGGCUGCCGCCGAGGCCCGCUUCGGCGCGGAACAGCGCCCUGUCGCCGCCAUCGCCGCCCUCACCAACCGCGGCAAGCCCGGUGAUGCCGGCACGCUCUCAGGCCAGGUGCCGGGCGUGUUGCUUGCGGGCGCCAACGCUUGUGCCAAGCUCACCCUGGCCGACACCAUCAUCACUACCCUGGGCAGCACGCCCGAUGUGGUUUCCGCCGCCGCCGCACUCGUGGCCGCCGAGAAGAACUUCAACCCUUUCGCGGUGUCGAUCCCUUCGCUGUGCUCCGACGUGACGCUCCCGGUCACCGAGGUCCUGCGCGGCAUUGUCCCGCUGAUCGACCCGGCUGUCGUCGGCAGCGACAUUGAGAACGCCAACUCGGCCUCGUCGCUGCUCAACCCCUUUGCUGCCGGCGGUCUCAGUGUCGCCGACGUUGUUGCCGCCAACGGCUUCACCAACUUUUCGACGCAGGCUGUCGAUGGCUCGACGGGUGCCGCUGCCGUGUCGGUCACCGCUGCGUUGGUCACUGCGGCCUCGACCGCCACAGCCUCGGCCGCUGCCACUACCCUGGUGACGUCCGUCGUUGCUGCUUCGGCUUCCUCAGUGGCCUCCGUCGGCGCCGCUGGUGCUGCUUCGUCCACGGGCGCUGCCGGUCCCGUUGUCAACGGCGUGCAGCAGUCGACCAUUGCCGGCCUCGACUUCGGCCUGUGCGUGCCCACAAUCAAGUUCGAGGCUGGUCUCGACGGCCGCAAGGCCACCGAGUUCACCUUCCAGGCCAUCGAUCCUCUUGUCAACAAGGGCCAGGAGGAGGCACUGAACCCCAACAUCAUCACGAAGCGCAUCUCGGACCAGCUGACCAACGUGUGCAACGCGAACCAGGCGGCCAAGGAUGCGGCCAAGGCGGCCGUGGCGCAGAUUUCGGCGCUGGGCACCAAGGACCAGUCGACGGCCGAUGCCUGGAACACGGCCCUGGGCUUCGCGGGCACCAACACCAACCCCGACAAUGCGCCCCAGCCUGGUCUGGUCGGCCACACCUAA